UUUUUCUUUUCUCCCAUUUCCAAAAGCAUAGAAACUGCUGAAAGGGCGAGAGAGUGAAGAGCAAAAGAGAGCCAAAUUCGCCGUUCAAGAGGUGCGACCUGAGAUCAUAGCCGGAGUAUUCACCGUUUUCAAUCUACGAUGUGGAGAAGAUUGCUCUCUUCGUCGCUCAAAUCCUUAAAAUCUCUUCCCUCUUCAUCGACGCCUGCAUCCGCUCCGUUGGGAUGCAUUUCCCAAGCCGCUCGACUCGGUGCUGCUUCUCAUCUUUCUCCUUCCUCGACUGUCUCGCUUUUCGCUCGCCAUUACGCCUCUGAUUCUGCUGAUACUGGUCUGAAGAAGAAGGUUGAGGAUGUUAUGCCAAUCGCAACCGGACACGAGCGUGAAGAGCUUGAAGCUUCUCUUGAGGGAAAAGACAUACUUGACAUAAAUCAUCCUGUUGGCCCCUUUGGAACUAAGGAAGCACCUGCAGUUAUCAAGUCAUAUUAUGAUGAAAGAAUAGUUGGAUGUCCUGGAGGUGAAGACGAGGAUGAGCAUGAUGUUGUCUGGUUUCGGCUGAGGAAAGGAGUGCCACAUGAGUGCCCUGUGUGCUCACAGUACUUUGUGUUGGAAGUUGUGGGACCUGGAGGCUCGCCUGAUGGUUAUGGAGAUGAUGAUCACCAUCAUUGAUUAACAGUCAUCCAUCUCGAGAAUAAAACUUGGCUUUUAGACGAAGAAACAGAUAUCACAAUUGGUGCUAUUUAAAGCUGUGUUUUGUUUGUUUUCUACUGUUCCUUGUUUCUUUUGCAGUUCCUUCAGCAACAAAAAGGAAUUCUGAGUUUUUUCGAAGUCAGUCGCGGACACUGGCAACUCAUCUGCUAGAAGUACAAUUUUUUUUAGCUUUUCUUCUAUGAAUUUCCAAAUAAUUGAAGACAUCUCAAUUCUUUUCCAAACAAACUCCUUGAUCUUAGAAAAUAAUCUCAUGAACCUGCGGAAACAAAUCGAUUUUAGGAAGUUUGAAAUGGCUGUAUGGAAGUGGCUUUAGAUGCCAACUCAUUGCCACUUUUAUUGCAAAUCUUGUCCAUUGUGUUUUGUUUUAA
Messenger RNA from Cucumis melo (muskmelon), 1073 nucleotides. Its product is annotated as cytochrome c oxidase subunit 5b-2, mitochondrial. Bases 139 to 663 code for a protein of 174 amino acids. Gene Ontology annotation, biological process: mitochondrial electron transport, cytochrome c to oxygen. The record is from RefSeq and is a predicted model, not a curated record. The transcript has 6 exons. Gene Ontology annotation, cellular component: mitochondrial envelope. Lineage: Eukaryota; Viridiplantae; Streptophyta; Magnoliopsida; Cucurbitales; Cucurbitaceae.